ACACACACAGAGUCUCACACACCCACACACUACACACCCACACUAUAUAUACACACACCCACCCACUAUAUAUACACACUACACACAGACUCACGCUCUCACUCUGCCCAGCACUGAACGCACGAGGCGAGAGAGGCGACGUCUCAAGAGAAUCUCCACUGCAGUGGGAGAGACGAAGGCGGUGGCGUGACCAUGAGGGCCUCCGCCUCCUCCUCCGCCUCCUCCGCCUCCUGCUCCUCCGCCUCCUCGUCGUCGUCGAGGCGAGGCCGCAAGGGCCUCAAGGCGUGGCUGCUGGAGCAGGUGGACAGCGGCCGCUACCCCGGCCUGCGCUGGGAGGAGGGCACCGGCCAUUCGCUCUUCCGCCUGCCGUGGAAGCACGCGUCCAAGCACGACUACACGGACGCCGACUCGGCCCUCUUCAGGGCGUGGGCGGAACACAAAGGCCGUUUCCGUGCCGGGGUGGACAAGCCCGACCCGCCGGGGUGGAAGACGCGGCUCCGCUGUGCCAUGAACAAGAGCCGCGACUUCAUGGAGGAGGCCACCCGGGGCCAGGCCGACAUCAGUCACCCCUACAAAGUCUACCGCGUGCUCAGUGAGCGCGCCGCGCCCCCCAGGCCGGCCGUGGUGAGCUCACCCUGCAGCUCCCUCGACUCCCACGAGGAGGCCAAGGACACCGACAAUGGCUACCCCCGCCCUGCGAGUAUGCCUCUGUACACGUUGAUGGGACUGGAAGAUUCUUCCAUUCGGAGGAUAGAGGCGGAUGCCAUGGACACCAGUGACGAAGUUGCCUCCCCACCAAUGAUUGGCGGAUCAGCGGAGGACCCGGCCAACAUCGACCAAUUAGAGGAGGAGCUGGGCCCCAAAGCCUCUGCGUUCCGCGUCACGGUGAGCUACCGGGGCCGCCAGCUGCUGUGCUCCACGGUGACCAAUAACAGCGGCUGCCUCAUCACCAGCCACCCCGCCCGCGACCGCGAGCCGGCCAAUGGCAGCGCAGCGCUCGAGGUCAGCCGCACCCACAGCUACGCGCGGCGGGUCGGGGGCUCGGCGUCGCCCGGCGACAGGACGCCGCCCUCCCGUGCGACGCCCACGACGGCCGAUGGCCCCGCCCCUGACUUUGCGGUCCCCGCCGAGGACUCACCGUCGCCGCCUCCUUCGCCACUGCCGUUGUUGUCGCCGUCCAACGACUGCGCCGGUGGUGGUGGUGGCGGUGGUGGUGGUGGCGCCGGUGGUGGUGGUGGUGGCGGUGGUGGCGGUGGCGGCGGCGGUGGCGGUCCCACCACCGUGGCACUGCCGUCCGCGGCAGCGUUCCUGGACGCUCGGCACCGGCAAGCGGCGGCAAAGUUCCUGCCCACGGUGGCGCGCGGAGUGGAACUCUGCUUCCUCACUCGCCGGCAGUACAACAACAACAACAACAACGAACGCAACAGCAACAACAACAGCAGCCGCAGCAGCCGCAAUGGGACAGAACGACGCCACCGCCUCCGCCCACUGCGCCGCCUUCGCAGCCACGACAGAAGAAAUGCGGCGGACGCUGCGAGCGGCGGCGGUGGCGGUGGCGGUGCCGGUGCCGGUGCCGGUGCCGGUGCCGGGCUGUACGUGCGGAGGCUGUGCCGGGGCCGGGUGUUUACCGACGCGGGGCCGGCAGCGCCACGCAAGCUCGAGCGGGGGGAGGUGACGCUCGUCUUCAACCUGGAUGGGUUCGCCCGCGAUCUGCGCCGCUACCUGGAGGGCAGCAGCUGCCUGGCGCCUCCCACAGCGGUGCUGCUCUGCUUUGGGGAGGUCCCAGAAGCCAGCGGAGCUCACAAACAGCUCAUCACUGCACGGAUUGAGCCACUGCUGGCUGUGGAAAGUCUUCACCGGGUCCAGGAUGUCCUGGCCAAGCGUCCACCGCCGCCGCCGUCGUCGCCGCCGCCGCCGCCGUCCGUGCCGCCGCCGCCGCCACCGGGACGUCACCAGGACGACCCCGGCAGCCUGGACACCAUCAUGAAGUUCCUCACCGACGACGACGGCAGCCUCCCCACGCAUGCCCAGCCGCCCUUCUGCAGCGACGGCUUCUUCUACGAUCCCAUUGGCCCAGGGAUAGCCGUGUGACCGACCGAAAUUUCCCGCCGCCUAUUUCCCGCGAUCCCAUUGGUCCAGAGACAGCCGCAUACCGACGUAUGCCUUGUCGAGUGAUCCGAUUGGUCGCCCUGGGACGGGGGCGGGGGGGCGCUGGGGUAGGGGUGGCCGGAUGUGGCAGUGGACAAACACCACCCGUACUGCGCUGGAUUGGCUCAGGUGUGGCAGUGGAAAAAGACCGCCCGUACUGCGCUGGCUUGGCUCAGGUGCGGCAGUGGACAAACACCACCCGUACUGCGCUGGCUUGGCUCAGGUGCGCAGUGGAAAAAGACCGCCCGUACUGCGCUGGCUUGGCUCAGGUGCGGCAGUGGAAAAAGACCGCCCGUACUGCGCUGGCUUGGCUCAGGUGCGGCAUUGGAAAUGAAACGAAUGCUGUAUGUGUGUUCAUUUGAGUGUAUUGUAACAAUGUGACCGGUAUUCCGUAAGAA
This is a messenger RNA of Petromyzon marinus (sea lamprey), 2546 nucleotides long. NCBI's taxonomy places the organism in Eukaryota, Metazoa, Chordata, Hyperoartia, Petromyzontiformes, Petromyzontidae. The record is from RefSeq and is a predicted model, not a curated record.